GGUGUAGUUUAGGGUCUCAGCCUAUCUUAGUUGGCGACGGUGUCUCUCGCGAGGAGGAUUAGCCCCACGCCGCAUCGGAUCCGGUAAUACACUUGACGAGUCCGAUAAGUCGGCUGAGGUAUCUCUUCACGUCCUUACGAAAACACGAGACGAUGGCAAGCUCCUCAGAGGGAGACACCGUCAAGCCAACGAACAAUCCGAACAAAUCAACGAGUGGACUCAACCCUCUCGCACUGGCGAAGGGUGCGAGAAAACGACGACGAUUGGAAUCCCAGACGACGAACUCGGAGAUCCCGAAGAAGACGCAGCGACGCGACGAGCCGUGCGACUCCAGCGUCGAGACAUUCAGCGAGAUCAAAGCUGAACAGGACGGAAAGGAGUCGCAUUCGAGAAGACGGCAGGAUCAGGCAUCGCCGAUAGAUCCACCGGAUGCAAAAGCACCGCGAACCUGCGAGACAGGCAGGGGAGGGCGCGAUGCGGCUAGAUUGAGGAAAACGAUACAAUGGCUUGAGGAGGGAGCGCGGAGGCUGCGCGAGGAUCUGGCGAACGUGCGAACAGAGCUGCACGAGGAGCGAAGGGCGGCGAAGAUCGCCAAGAGGGAGUUCGAAGCUGCCCUCAAGGAGACCAGAUUCGCCGAGGCUGCCAAGUACCAGCCGAUCAUAGCCGAGCUGAAGACCAGAGCUCAUUCUGCGCCGCCGCUGCCGCCUCCAUCGCCAUCGCCGUCGCUGUCGCCGUCAUUCAAAUCGGAUCCCGUGAAAGACGAGAAUCACAGGCGUGAACUGUCGACUCUUAGAAAACGUUUAGCCGAGGCUGAAGGCACGAUACGGAGACUCGAAUGGCAAUCGGUGAAAUCACCAACGAACGCCAUUCGCAAUACCAAUGCCAGCGUUUCUUACGGCGAUGCUCGCCGCCUGGAAGCGGAAGUACGGAGUCUUCGCGCCGAAAACGAAAAACUCGAGGAAAAAUUGCGUAUCGCCGAUAAGACUCGUAUCAACGAGAUACGAGUCCAACGUGAGAAUCACGAAGCAGAGCUCUCCGCACUGCGGAAAUCGCUUCGUAGCGAAACUAUAAAGAUGAUGGACGAACUGCGAGGCAAGAGUCGAGAGAUCGAGAAGCUGUCGAAGCUCUUGAAACAACGAAAGCCGCCGCUGGUGGAACUCGAUACGAUGCGGAAGUUACAGGAGAACGAGAGGAGCCGACCGAUACGAACAGCGUCUCGCAUAGAGAAGAGGAUUCUCACAGGUGAUGGUCAUACGGUGGGGUCAUAUGUCCGCGCGGUAGAAUCCGACAGAGCCAUAAAUGAAAUCGAGGUCGAGCGCCUCCGUGAACUCGCGCUCGAGCAGCAGGAAGUCAUCGAAAUACUUAGACAGGCAGUUAAGGAGAGAGAAAGAAAGUUGGAGCAGCUGUCGAACAAGCGGAAGAAGGAGGAAUUUUAUAGGCAGUGGCUCGAAUUGGAGCCGGUAGCUGAAGUGGAUGACGAGGAGGAUCAUGAAGACGAUGACAGCGCUCUGUCGAGCGCCCCGUCCUCGAUGUCGCCGCAACCUGGAGGCUACGGUCAAUGGCAGGGUAACGGUGUCACGAGAGAGGCAUACGAGGCUGUUCUCGUCGAGAACGAGGAGUUACAAUCGAAACUUCUCGGAGAGCAGCGGGAGCUAUCGCGCGCCAAGAUCCAAAUUUGCGACCUGGAGAAGGCCCUCUUGCAAGAGAGAUGCCCCGAUCGUGACAAGGAGUUGAAUGAGCUGGGCGAGAAGCUUCGAGCUGCUGAGGAACGAGAGGCCGCACUCCUGGUGGAACUUUCGGAAAUACGCGAGCAAAACGAGCUCUUGGAGUUCCGAUUGCUCGAGUUGGAGGAAACACCCGUACGUAGGGAUAGUCCUGACGCAGUGGACAGUGGCAUCGUCUCGCCGGAACCGGCUCACGCGAAUAAGGAUCACUUAAUGAACAAACAGAGAAGCCGCGCAGUGGCGACCGUGAUACCUUACACGAAUAACGCAACAGUGAUGAAUACCCUGAAAUCAUCCGAGUCACCCGUGCUACCGCGCAAACCGCCACUUACCCUUCAGGAGAGCGGUAUCUUCGAGGAGGAGGAAGAAGAGCACGAGGAAGAGGCCGAGGUGGAGCUUAUAAGUCGUGGCACACAGACAGAAACACCGUCCGGCGAACUUCUGCAGGAAGUGCAACGUCUCCAGGAGCUAAGAGCCCGGAUUCAAGAACGGGCGGCCAAGAUCACAACGCCGGUCUUCCACUCGACCGAUUCGUCCAAGAUCUGUUUCGACGUGGACUCGAUAGUCCUGGCACCUUAUCAAGAGCGCGUUCGCGACCUUGAGGUAAGGCUCGAAGUACACGAGGAGGCUGAAAAGAGCCGCGAACAGGAGAAACGACUGUCGAAACAACGGGAAGAGGAGUUGUUGGACGAAAACUACAGGCUUACGGAGAAGAUAUACUGGUUGGAGAACGAGCUGCGAAUUGUUAGAGGAUCCAGCUUUGACGAGGAUGAAAGUAGAAGCGAGACUGUCUUGCAACGAGUCCAGAGCACGGAGCAAAAUAAGCACGAAGUUUUGGGAAACCUCGAGGGUUUGAAUGAUACGCAACAUCCACAUGAGAUUACGAGCUGCAAGAGUGCCACUCAAAUUGUACAGGCAUGUACGAACAACGUGCUCGCAGAGUGCCCUCAACGCCAAUUGGAUCAGCCUGACGUGGGAAGCUCCGACCAACGAAGUGGCUCAGGAAUGCAACGCAGUGUCACGCUUGUAUCCGCAGAGGAGCAGGAGAAGGAGGACGGGGUGAAUCAACUUCGUGAAUCUGAAGAACCGGUUGUUAUCGAUUUUAUCAAAAGUGACUCGGAAAAGAAGGUGAUCUACUUUCGCUGGAGAUAAAGGCGAGAAGGUUCUCUGUCGUCUCUCGUCGUUGCAGACUCCGUCCAUCCACCCACGAGUUCCACGAAAGAGUCAAUGAACCCGUGGGUGAACCCGCGGCACGAACGAGGACAAUACGGCUGGCGCUGCUUGGUAUGACCAAGUGACGAUCAGAAAUGGUACGUCCUGAGAAUAAAACGAGGGCGCCUAUGUGGAUCAGAUUAUCAUCCUGAAUUAGUGAGGACGGCGGUUCUCGCUUGGACGUAUUUUACCUCCCCAAUGUCGCGACCAAUCUUUUCGUACAAGCUGUGAAAUCAAGUGCCAAAUAAGCCGUAGAAUAAACGUCUCUCUCACGCGAGCGUAAAUUGAAGCAUGAGAUUAUUUUGUAUGAUUUACGAUAGAGAUACGCCCAGAGGAACCAGAUAAUGUCUGUUGUACAUACCGCCAAAGCGAUAUCGGAAGAUCCAGGAUAAGUCUGCGGGGUCGUUUGAGGUCCGCACGGAUCAACUGGAAUUUUAGAAAACUCUUGCUUUCCUGCCACGCCUUCGGAUGAUUCAGCGAUGAGCGCGAUGAGACAUCGCGUUGUUUUUUCUCCUAGCUUCAAAUUUUCAGAAGAUAUCCUCUCUUGCCCGUGAUGCACGAAGUCACACUGAAUCAGUUUCCGCAAAUCUAUUCUGGGUCCUAGUAGGCGGUGCAACAGAGCGAUCGUGCUAAACGGACGUGUCUUCGUGCGGUGUAAAGGUAUCUCUAAACUCUUAAACUGAAGGUACCUCUUGUCAUGUUGAAAUUUAAAUGCGCGUCUCGACGCAAGUUUAAACUUGAAAUGGCGAAGGGAAGAUCGCGUGCUUAAAUUUGGAACGACGCGUAUCGCGUGGAUCACAAAUUAGCGUGUGAUUCGUGAUACCGUUCACCGAUCAAAAGCACAUCCGUUUGGCGUUACUAGGAUAAAGAUUCUAUAUUAUUAUACCUAUAUAUCAGCGACAGUUCAUGCAUCUAUAUCCGAGACUAUUAUGUUGUAUCUCGAUCUGCACACUGCAUGAAAAAUUGUUCGAGUAUAAUUGUAGGAAAGUGAAUAGCAUCCAGGAAACGCGUACGAAUCCCGCCACGAAUCGAUCGUUCGCCUUGAGAACUUUUUUCAGCUACUUCCCUCACAUUCUCGCACGUCUCGCCUGUUCGUAUACUCGAAGGAUAUAAUAGAUAUUAUAUAAAACGUAUGAUAGAUAUUAUAUACCGACUCGAACCCGAAAAACGACCGCAGUUUGAACCGUAGAGUAGACUCAUGAACACUAGCGAGACCUCGCGAAACUUAAACUUAGGUUUGCAUGUGCCUUCAUAUCGAGAAUGCGCGCGUUUACGCGCGCGCUUCCGCAUUUAAUCUUUAGAAUUAUGUAUACGAGUUCACGCAAUAUGUAUUAAGUAAGGUCAUGUGUUUCUAGUCCUUUACUUUGUGUCGAAUCGUUGAACGUAGUAAUAAUUUCAGCACGUAUUCAACCUGAGUGAUGGUAGAUUUAGUCUUCGAUUUCUCAACGAGUGUGUGCACAUCCGAGCGCUUAUUGUAUUUAUAUCGCGUAAGAGCCUGCGGAGCGUGUGCGAACCCGCCUGAUCGCUAUAUGAUUCGGCUCGCAUCAUUCACGCAGCGUGAACUUGUUCGUCACGUGUAGCUACGAGAAAUGUCUCGAAUAAAGUUAUCCACCUGUUUUCUGUGA
This is a messenger RNA of Ooceraea biroi (clonal raider ant), 4561 nucleotides long. RefSeq names its product janus kinase and microtubule-interacting protein 3. Lineage: Eukaryota; Metazoa; Arthropoda; Insecta; Hymenoptera; Formicidae. The record is from RefSeq and is a predicted model, not a curated record.